Messenger RNA from Insectozyma verbasci, 1797 nucleotides. Lineage: Eukaryota; Fungi; Ascomycota; Pichiomycetes; Serinales; Debaryomycetaceae. The record is from the annotation of a GenBank genome assembly.
AUGAUUCCAAAUUUUAAUAAUUUAAAUAACUACCAAACAAAAUUUCCAACUCAACAUCAACAGUUACCAACACCACCUGAUAGAUUUAAUUAUAGUAUACCACCACAUCAACUACCUGUAAAUAAUUUGAAUUGCAAUAAAAAUAAUAGUAUACUACCACCAAUUGAUAUAUUAACUGGAAACCCGCAAUUCAAUAAUGUUCAACCGCCAUCCCAAGCACAUCAACAAUAUCACUAUAAUAAUCAAUAUCGAUAUCAAUAUCUGCAAUCUCAGCCUAUACAUAAUCAGCCGCAGCAACAUUUUGUUCCAACUAAUAAUCAACAAAUUACAUCACCAAUUUCACCUAUAACAUCACCAUAUAAAAGUGUGAAUAAUUCUCAGCAACAACAAAGUAUACCUACAAAUCCUUAUUUUCCUACAAAUAUUAGUAAACCGAUAAGUCCAAAACAGCAAAAACGUAAAAAGAUGAAUAAUCAAAAUCAAGACUUACUAAAUCCAACCUCGCCAAAGAAAGUUAAAAAAUCAUCAAAAUCAAAAAAGACAGAUUUAAUGAUUACUAAAUUUUCUUCCAAGAUUAAUAAUAAUGAUACUAAAACACCUCCUACUUCAGUCACUACAACUCCCAAACCUAAAAAGUCAAAGAAUAAUAUUGCAUUGAUAACAAAUAAGCAAAUUUACUAUCCAAUUCAUAAACUUACAGAAGCAGAGAUGACUACUAUUCCACAAGAUCAGCUUUCAAAAGUACAACAAAUAUACCCGCAAAUUGAAAUUAAAAAAUAUUCAACCUCCGCUAUAGAUCCGAAUAGAACUUAUUUAACUGCUUACGAAUAUAAACUUAAUGAUCAAUGGGUAGUAUGGGAUUUUGAAACUGGAUUUGUUCAUUUAACUGGUAUUUGGAAAGCUUCAUUACAAAAUAAUAGUGAAAGUUCUACAUCAAGUAUGAAAGCUGAUAUAGUUAAAUUAUCAGAAUCUACACCAAAAGAAUUUCAGCCAUACAUCAAAAGAAUAAGGGGUGGAUUUUUAAAAAUUCAAGGAACUUGGUUACCUUUCAAGUUAUGUAAAAUAUUAGCUAGAAGAUUUUGUUAUAAUAUCAGAUAUGAAUUAAUUCCUAUUUUUGGCAAACAGUUUCCUGAUUUAUGCUUGAAACCUGGUGAACCAGGAUUUGGUGAGUUAAAGCUAGAUGACUUAGCAAAAUUUAAUCAAGAUGAAUUACCAAUACCAAAACCAGUAGUUGAAGAAGAAGUAAAAUCCGAACCAGAUAAACGUAAAAGUAAUUCAACAGUUACUAUUCCUCCAAUUGGUACUUUCAUUCAACCACAACCAAUUAAUUUGAAUUCACCAGUUUUGAAUAAGAAAUUAUCAAUAGAUCCAAUUACACCACCAUCAAACUCAAAUAAUAGACCACAUAGGAAAUCAGGAAGUUCAUCUACAGUAUCAUCAGUUCUGUCAAAUCAAAAAACUCCAGUUUCAGCUACUGAUGAUUUAAGUAUAAAUGAUUCAGAUGAAAUUGUCAAUGCAUCUAAAUGUUUACAAUCAUUAAGUAAGCUUAAACAGUCAACUACUAAAACUGUUGAUCAAGAUUUUUAUGAUGAAACUGAAUUAACUGAUUAUGAGUCAAAUUAUCCAUUCUCACCAAUUACUAGACAAGAAGAAAAAGAUAAGAAUGGUAUUUCAUCAAUAUUAUACGCAGCUAAUUUAAAAGCACAAGAGCAAGAACAACAUAAGAAUGAAAGUGAAACUAAAAGACAACCAACAAAUACCCGACCAAGUAUGAGAAUUAAUGAUUUGUUAACAUAA